This is a messenger RNA of Phyllostomus hastatus (greater spear-nosed bat), 1342 nucleotides long. RefSeq names its product patr class I histocompatibility antigen, A-2 alpha chain-like. Lineage: Eukaryota; Metazoa; Chordata; Mammalia; Chiroptera; Phyllostomidae. The record is from RefSeq and is a predicted model, not a curated record. Gene Ontology annotation, cellular component: external side of plasma membrane. The transcript is spliced from 8 exons. Gene Ontology annotation, biological process: antigen processing and presentation of endogenous peptide antigen via MHC class Ib; antigen processing and presentation of endogenous peptide antigen via MHC class I via ER pathway, TAP-independent; positive regulation of T cell mediated cytotoxicity. Gene Ontology annotation, molecular function: signaling receptor binding; peptide antigen binding. The coding region runs from base 33 to 1157 and encodes 374 amino acids.
GCGUCACCGCACCUUGGUCCCGGGUUACCCGAAUGCAUUCUCCUCAGACUGUCAGGGUCUGGGUCAUGGGCCCCAGAGCCCUGCUCCUGCUGCUCUCGGAGGCCCUGGCUCUCAUCGAGACCUGGGCGGGCGUCCACGAUGUGAGGAUUUUUAGCACGUCCGUGUACGGCCCGGGCCGCGGGAAGAACCGGUACAUCGUCGUGGGCUACGUGGACGACACGGAGAUCUUGCGGUUCGACAGCGACGCCGCGAGGCCGAGGCUGGAGCCGCGGGUGCCCUGGAUGGAACAGCCGUGGGUGGAGCAGGAGCACCCACAUUUUUGGGACGAGAAGACGCGGGUCUGCAAGUACAACCAACAGACUUUCGGAGAGAACCUGAACAACCUGCGCCACUACUACAACCGUAGCGAGGAGGGGUCUCACACCUACCAGGAAUUGAGUGGCUGCGUCUUGGAGUCCGACUCGAGGUUCUUGCGGGGGUUCAGUCAGUUCGCCUACGACGGCACCGACUACCUCACGCUGAACGAGGACCUGCGCUCCUGGACCGCCGCGGACGCAGCUGCUCGGAUCACCUGGCGCAAAUUGGUGCAAGUUCCUGAUGUGGAGCGACGGAGGCUCGCCAUUGGAGAUUCGUGCGAGCGCUGGCUCCGCCUGUUCCUGGAGAACGGGAAGGAGACGCUGCUCCGAGCAGACCCUCCAAAGACACACGUGACCCACCACUCCAUCUCUGACCAUGAGGUCACCCUGAGGUGCUGGGCCCUGGGCUUCUACCCUGCUGACAUCACCCUGACCUGGCAGCGUGAUGGGGAGGACCUGACCCAGGACAUGGAGCUUGUGGAGACCAGGCCUGCUGGGGACGGGACCUUCCAGAAGUGGGCAGCUGUGGCCGUGCCCCCUGGAGAGGAGCAGAGAUACACAUGCCAUGUGCAGCACCAGGGGCUGCCUGAGCCCCUGACCCUGAGAUCGGAACCCCCUCCUCAGACCACCAUCACCAUUGUGGGCAUCAUUGCUGCCCUGGGUCUCCUUGGAGCUGUGGUCACUGCAGCUGUGCUGUGGAGGAGGAAGUGCUCAGGCAGAGGCAGGAAGAGCUGCACUCAGGUUGCCUGCAGCGACAGUGCCGAGGGCUCUGAUGUGUCUCUCACAGCUAAUAAUGUGUGAUGGAACUGCCUUGUAGGCGACUUGGUUUAAAGUAGUCAUUGCAGCCUCAUCUUUGGAGUUUAAGGAUCUCUGACUGCUGUUUGUGCAACCGGCAUUGGAACCUAUCUGCAUUAUAUUAAAAUUUGCAAUAUGUUUAUAUGUAUAAAUUAAACAGAAGUGAUUUAGAUUAAAGGCUGGAAGGGGUA